AGUGCAACUCAGUUUUUGAUGAUGAUAAAGCUUGGGAGUUAAACGACACAGUAUUGUUAGGGCUUUUACUCUCUAGCCUUGAAGCUGGUGAAGUGAGGAUAAGAAAAAAAUCAAAUUGAGCACUUUUCUUUUUCUCCUCUGUUCUUCAGAUUGGAAGUUUGUACAUGAAUAUUUCCAGUUAUAUCUACCUUGCAAACUUGCCCUUGAGGCUUUAGUAACCUUGGGAUAUAGAGGAGGAUUCAAAUGUUACUGCUUCUGCAACUGUUUCACUUGCAAAUGAAAACAGACUUCUUAUAGAUUAUUUCAUUGGUCCACUCGAGACUCGGACUGUAGUCAUGCCCCACAUUAAAGCUAUUAUAUUGCAAUGAGCAUAAUGUUAGAAUUGCUGCUAUUGCCUCUAUUUCUUGGUAGAAAUCACUGUGAGGGCACGUAUGUUCUAAACUUGGAGAUCAUUUCUGGGUGAACACAGGGGAUUGCAAAUUUAAAUGUGGUUUUGAAACAGUUCAUGGCCAUGUCAAAAAUACCUAAGAUUAAACCAGGAGAUGUAAGCACUACAAAAGAUAUAUUUGUUUCAGCUGUUCGCUUUGCCAUGUCUAUUGAGAGACCAUGUUUUCCGUUUGGAGAUGAGCUGCGAAUCUCUGCUCAAGAGCAAAUUGACUACAUGCUAGGAGAAGAUGGAGAUACUACAAUCAUCAUGGCUGAUGAUGAAGUACAAUCAAUAGUAAGAAUGGGUGUUUAUAACAUCAUUCAUUCAUUUGAAAUGGAUUUGUCUUCCUUGCUUUUGGACCCUACCCUUGAGCUUGAGGGUGUGUAUGAUAGGAUAAUGAAAAGGGUAUCUGAUCUUGAAUGGAUGUGUAAUGUACUCCCAAAGAUGGAUCUAAUGAAGAAUUUUGUUUCUAACUGGGCUGCAAUCUCAAGUAAAAUUUUGGGGAUUAUUGAAGACAAAAAACUAGACCAUGUCAUGUGGGGGCUGAAAGUGAAAUUGAUAGAAGUAGCAUGUAAAGUUUUGGAAGCAGUUGCUUAUGGUAGCGUGAUUCUUCCAGCUCCAUGUCGGGUGCAAUUGCUAAAGACCUGGUUUCCAUAUCUUCGGAAGAUGAAGCCUUUACUGGAUUCAAAAGCCGUUGAGGAGACUGGUUUUCCUUACAAAAUGGAUGAAGAUUUGAGUCAGGCCAUUGAGGGAGCAAUAGUGUCACUGAUAUUGACAUUGCCAUCAAAUGAUCAAGCAGACAUCUUGGCAGACUGGAUCAAAAACCGGGAAGUUGGAUAUCCUGACUUGAGCGAGGCUUUUGAGGUCUGGUGUUAUAGAACCAAAUCUGCCAAAAGGAGAUUAGUAGAAGGUUUAGAUGGCCAUGGUGAUGGUGCUGCCAGCAGCUGAGUUUGGUUCUGAAAUACUAACCUUUGCUCUUUUUCUUUUUUAAACAUAAUUAUGGAUAAAUUUAGCUUCAUCAUUGUAAGAUUAAAGUUAUGAUGUAAGAUGGAGGUGUUGAUUCCUUUUAUGACACAAGCUGAAUGAAUUGAGGUACUCAAUCCUUCACUUUUUGUUUAUUUAAUUGUACUAGACAAACUAUCUGGUGAAAGUAGCAUACAAUAAUCAUAUCUGAACAUCAACAUUUGGCCAUUAAACCAACAGUGACUCCUAUCGUUUUACA
This is a messenger RNA of Glycine soja, 1649 nucleotides long. Its product is annotated as BTB/POZ domain-containing protein At3g05675-like. The record is from RefSeq and is a predicted model, not a curated record. NCBI's taxonomy places the organism in Eukaryota, Viridiplantae, Streptophyta, Magnoliopsida, Fabales, Fabaceae. Bases 506 to 1375 code for a protein of 289 amino acids. The transcript has 2 exons.